Phaeodactylum tricornutum CCAP 1055/1 is the source of this 3240-nucleotide messenger RNA. RefSeq lists its product with no specific name. The transcript is spliced from 2 exons. The record is from RefSeq and is a predicted model, not a curated record. Lineage: Eukaryota; Bacillariophyta; Bacillariophyceae; Surirellales; Neidiaceae. The coding region runs from base 1 to 3240 and encodes 1079 amino acids.
AUGCUCGUGGGCGAUCCCGUCCGUUGUCAUUCUUGUUCGUCGAGCACCUUUUCUGGUGGCACCCUUUCGAAUAGUGUUCGAAGAUUCACCUUCCCCUACCAAUCUACUACGUGUCAAAGCCGGAACGACCCAGACGACGUCAACUCGACGGCGGGCGUUCUACCGUUCCCAAAAGAAAGGGCGUUCCGGUCGUCGUGGCCAACGAAACUGAAGACCCUGCCGCCAAAGGUGAAAAAGAGAAAGACAUUCGCCAAGCGGAACAUUUCCCGGACCUUUCGGAAUCGUCCCAGGCUGUUUGUGCAAGCCGAAGGGCUCGCAGCGGCUGCCGAUGACGCCUCGGACGAUGCCCGGAUCGAUGAGUACGCGUUCGUGUCGCCCACCUAUACGGCAGAGACCGAAUGGGAGAACGAGUUGGAGUCGGAUCUCGAGAGCGCCCCAUCUUCGGCCCGCAGUAGCCUCUGUAAUCUCGAGUCGGUCAUGUCGGCGAGUUCCGCACGCACCUUUUUUGCGUCCAACGUGACUACCCCACUCGGAGGACUUCGCGAAAGCACGAUUGUCGAAGAACCGGAGCAUCCGGAAGGCCCGUCCGAUGAAGAAAGCUUAGUCUACACCUUGCCAACGAAGCCACCCGAAGAAGCAGGUCCCCUGAUGCCGGUCAAGUGGCGCAGCAAACGAACCGUGUCCCUACGAUCUAUUGGAGUACGGCCUCCCGUAGCGUAUAAUACCAACAAUGCAUCACAGACGCUUGUCCGUCCAACGCCCAGCGGAACGACGGUCAAACCAACCGUCAAGACUAGGUUUGUAGCCGCCACCGACGAAGCAUCCGCGGUGGACCCUUUAACUAUCUCGGACUUUUCACGACUGCAACUCCAGGUUAAACUCGACCGUAAACAGCAAAAGCACGCCUCGCGCCUCGAAAAACUGGAAGACCGUCUCCAGGAUAAGCAGGGCUACAAGUCGUUGUGGAACGAUUACGAAAAGAUUCAGGAUGACUUGAGCUCCGUCGGAACCGAAGCAUCACUCGGAGCCUCCUCCGUGCACUCCUUUGAUUUGAAAAAGACCGAUUCGUGGUAUUUUGACUUUCAGGACGUCGAAUUUGCGUUCGAGUCGCAAGAACCGGACGAAGGUGUUUCACAAGCUAGCCGGUCCUUGCUCUCGGAAGCAUCCAUGGAAGCUCAAGUCGCCCUCUUUCGACGCAAACGUAAGGAACGCAAAAACAAGAAACGGGCCUUCGCCAGUUCUUCCCAGUCAGUCGAAGCGACUCCCGCGCCACAGAACCGCCGGGAAUUUUCCAGUUCUCGCAGUUUGGAUCCCGAAGCGACACCCAUUACACGCAACACAGUCCAAUCCGAUUACGGUCCCGUUCGGCGUCGACGCGGACUCCCGGUGACCGACAUGGAAGUGUCAUUUUCCAGCGAUCCCAAAAUUGUCCCCGGGGACGCCGGUUCCGUUGUAUCGGAUCUUGAAGACGAAAGUACAUGGAGUCUAGGAGACUACAAGGUAUCACGCCGACGUACACCUGGAUCUGGAUCAUCUCGCCAAGGCAGUCAGCAGCGGUUCCAUCUCGAUGCCACGCCAUCUAUUUACGGUAUUUCGCAAGACGACACAGCAUAUGAUAAGGAAGCUAUUCAGAAACGCAUUGAUCGGCUUGAAUCCGCUUUGUGCAGUAUGAAUCCGCCUGCUUCCAACGAGUCUAUCCAGACCGAAUCUCAAGUGGUCGCGCCGGUACAGCCCACUACCGGCAAAAUUCUUGCGGUGUCACCGCACGACGCUCCUGUAGUGAAGUUGUGGCCAUCCGAAAGUACAGAGUUGUAUACGCGCCAAAACUUGGGCUCUCCCGUGCCCCACAGGCAAUUAAUGGAUCGGUUCGAUCAAGUCGGGGACGUGACUCCCCGUUCUGCGAAUCAUAUGCCCACAGAAACAACUGUAAAGUCGUCGUUGCCGAUAAAGCCGUCAUCGGAGCAAGUUGUCUUUGAUUCGAAAGACCCGCACACAGGAAUAACUGAGUCCAUGGAGCAAGUUGAUUUAAUCCAAAGGAACGAACGCUCGGCGCCGGACAAGUACACCGACGCAACUGUAACCAUAAAAGUAGCACCGGCUACCGCGAAGCCAAAGCCUUCUCCAGAGCAGGCAAAUAAGCUCCAAAGGAUAUCUGCUUGUCUAUCGUUGGAAGGACCAAACAAUAUCAUCACUACAAAGAACACGAGCGUUGGACCCACAUGCCAUGGCAUCAGGUAUGCGCAGUCUCAAGAAUUUUGUUCGUCCGACAAAUCGAAUUUAUGUAAUCAGAAAGUUGCUUCUGCAGCCAUAUUGGAAACCCUGCCUUUCGCUGUAAAAGUAGAGCAGCAUGUUUGCCAGAACGAAGAUAAGAGGGAUACAGACGACACUGCCUACGCAAAAACAAGCGAUGCAACUAAUGUAGAGCGUCUUUUGGCCCUCGAGGAGACGGAGGAUUGGAUGGUUGAUACGGGUCUAUUGGAGGAGGAAGCAGAGGGCUCGAAAUCACUGGCGAUGAAGAAGCAAAAAGCAUUCGUUGUCUCGCGGGAAAAGCCUAAAUUGGCCGACCCUUUCCUCAAAAGGACAAAUGCUUUCGUUAUAUCGGAACGUACGUCAAUGACCGAGGAGGACGUUCGGUAUAAUCGAUGGACCCGAAAAUCCACUUCUGCUAAUGACGACUUUGCAAAGGCGGGCUCCGCUGAACAAAAGGCUUCGCAGUGUGGACGGGUUGAGUGCCUAGAAAAAAGAAGUGAUCCAGUAAUCACCGAACUGCCGAAUUUCACUAAAGUUGAUGAUGCAAAAAAAGCAUCAAGAGACUCACUUGCUACAUGCAAAGCCAACAUCCUUGCAACGCCUGAAGCAAUGGAUACUGCUCCAUUGAUGUCUGACAUGUAUGGAAACAACGCCAUGACCUCUAACCUAUCAAAGCAUUUGAGUAUCGACUGUCAAGCGAAAGACUUCACGCCGAAAACUCUUUUCAAUCCUCAAAUCGCCUCGAUGUCUACAGAAGAAUUUCUGCGCAUAAGCGAAGAUAAGAUGAUAGGGCGGGCUUCUCACAGGGAAGCAACUGAAUAUUCGUGCACCAGGACUUCAGUAGACGAAGCUGGCGGCACUCCUGAUUCCUCUCAAUCAUCCACAUUGAAAACGUCUCGAAGCCUCGUGUUGGCAGACAGGGUUGCACAUCAAGUCCAAGAGGUGCUGACAAAAUAUCGGUCGCUGGAAGUUCGACGAAAGGGAGAAUAA